This is a messenger RNA of Ictalurus furcatus (blue catfish), 2470 nucleotides long. It is a transcript of the gene rasd2b, whose product is annotated as RASD family member 2b. The transcript is spliced from 5 exons. Gene Ontology annotation, molecular function: GTP binding; GTPase activity. Lineage: Eukaryota; Metazoa; Chordata; Actinopteri; Siluriformes; Ictaluridae. The record is from RefSeq and is a predicted model, not a curated record. Bases 1208 to 2272 code for a protein of 354 amino acids.
AAGUGUCCGUAGUGUAUGAAUGUGAUUGUACCUUGCGCUGGAUUGGCACUCUGUCCAGGGUGUACCCCCCUUGUGCCCCAGUGCCUCCUGGGAUAGGCUCCAGGUUCCCCGAGACUCUGUAGGAUAAACGGUAAAGAAGGGUGUCCUGACCACUGGAGAGACAACGCAGGCAAAUGCUCUUGGCAUCCAGUCCAUGAAGACAUCCCUGCUGAAAAAAAAACCCAACAGAAACCCUCAUAGAAUUUGUAAUGGUUUUAAUGGUUAUAAAGGUAAUUGUAUUGGUUUUAACGGAAGCUGUAAUGUCCCAGUCGGUCUCUACUGGUAAUUUGUUGCGUUCUAUUGGUGACAUGUUACAGUAUGUCUAGUGGAUACCAUUACGCUCUAUAAACACUGGGUUAAAAACAACCCAAAUGGGGUUAUUUUCAGUGCAACAGCUACACAUUUCGGUCUAAACUAACGCCUUCAAGUUGGGUUGUUCACUGUAACCCAGCAAACGGGUCAUUUUUCAACCUACCUGAUGGGUUCAUUUUUACAAAAAGUGCUGUGUGGAUUUUAUUUCAUAAAUGUGUUCAUAUUCCCAGGAUUAUUUUUAACCCUUUGAAAAUGUUGAAUGUACCACAUUAUAAACAAAUACGUCAACAUGGCGUCUCCUUUAUUCAUACACACCGAGGGACUCAGAAAUGUAUUGCUACUGUAGAGCCGCUAAAGUGGUGUUUAUAUGUAGACUUUGAUGUAAACGACUCAAAUAAUUUGUGUAUUUAAGACGUAAACGUCAGAUUUCGAUGAAAGGAGACAUGUAAAACGUUUAAAACCUCCGAUUCAAUACUCUACCAAGAAUCACCACAACAGGCUCCAUAUUACUAACACGUGGAACUAGUACAUGUUUCAUCUGAGAACUGGAGAACCAACAAAGAAAAUAGAAAGCAAGACGAACAGGAUCACCGCGGUGUGUUGGUGUGAUGUGCUGAUGAUGGGUUUGUUUGAAUGCAGUUAUCAUGUUCCUUGCUGUAGCUGCAUGGAGUGAAAUUUCAGAUGUUGUUUAUGUUCGUGACCUGAUGGAGUGCAAAAGCAAUCUUUUGUCGCUGUUGCUCCAGCAUACAGGCUGCUUGAGUAUAAAAAGCAGGCUGGAGAGGCGCACUGAGUACAGAGCAUCUCCAACUGAGAGAGUGAGUAUUAGAGAUCUGAGUCGAUCACGUCAUCCUCACUGAUGUCCCCUGCACCGAAUGACAUGGAGUCAGCGGAUAUCCAGAGCGCCCCGGUGCCGGGUAUACAACCUGGACACGCGCCCGACUUCCUCCCGAGCUCCUCCAACGUUUUACUGACCGGCCUGGGGCUCGGGGGACUCGGUGGACUCGGAGUAGCGGCCACCAUCUCCAAAGCGGGAAUGGGAGUGCAGAGACUGGCCGCGGCGCAGCUCAUAAAGCGGCGGGAGAAGCAGGCGAGGGCGGCGGAGGAGAGGAACCAGACGGCGGCUGUGCUGCGCGCUAAGGAGGCUCUGAGCUCCGGGCCGAAGCCGCAGAACUGCAGGAGGCUGGUGGUGCUCGGAGGGCCGCGCGUCGGGAAGACGGCCAUCCUGCGGCGCUUCCUGCGGGACGGUUUCAACGAGCAGUACGAACCCACACGAGAGGACUUCCACCGCAAAGUGUACAACAUCCGCGGGGAGACUUACCAGAUAGACAUCCUGGACGCAGCCGGAGAGAGAGACUUCCCCGCCAAGCGCAGACUCUCCAUCCUCACCGGUGAUAUCUUCCUGCUGGUGUUCAGCGUGGAUGACCGCAGCUCGUUUGACGAAGUGUGUUCCCUGCGCUCCGAGAUCUCAUCAGCCAAGGCGGCGCUGUUGCGCUCGAAGGCACGUGUGACGAACGUUCCCGUGGUGGUGUGCGCGAACAAGGUGGACCUGCCGGUCGAGCAACAUGCCGUGUCGCGCACAGAGGCCCUGAGGACGUUCGCGGACGGCUGCGCGCUCUACGAGACGUCCGCCAAAGACAGCAAAAACCUGGAGGAGGCGUUCGCGGCGCUGGCCGAGCGAGGCGGGCUGCCACUCGAGACCGGGCCGUCUCGCCACCGCAAGCUCUCGAUACGCUCGUACCACGCCAUGCUGCGUGCGGCACGUCAGCGUGGUGGCGACACUCCGUGCGGUGCGGUGCACCCGCUUGCACGCAGACCCAGCUUCGGGACAGACUUGCAGCUCGCACUCGCCUCACGUGAGGAACAAACACAGAGCAUGAAGCUGAGCAAAGCCGUGACGCAUCCAGCCUGCCCCAUCCAGUGACCGGGACUUUAUUUCAAUUUUAUUUAUUUAUUUUGUCAUUCAAAAUCCGCAUUCUCCGAAUUUCCAUGACAGCUUUUACGAAUUUUAUUCUCAUGAACAAUUCAGUCUAAUGUAGCAUCCUUGGAGUCAUAACCACUCCAUCAUCUUCCAUUCAUUUUCUUUUUCAUUUCCAUGUUGUGAAUGUUUAGUACGUGACUU